GACCCGCUUCUGUGGCGACAAAAGAGCUGGCUUCCUGAAAGCUGUGGAGUGUGUAAAAAACGCAAUGACCAAGUGCAUGCAGUGGACUAUAUUGGGCCAAAUGAUAGGAGCUUUAGACUUCAAAAAGAUUCUGGAUAUGCAGUGUGCCGACAAAAACAUCAAGUACAACUGCCUGGGCCAGAUACAAGUUCCAGCUAAUCGGGCCGUUGUCCAUGGUUGCGUCAAGAAUACGGUUGAAGCUUUCAAGAAUGAGUCGUUCCACAGGCGAGUGUGCGAGAUUAACAAGAACAUCUGCAUUUGCCAGGAUGACUUUGUGAGGACAUGUGAUGCAUACACCGCUUGGGUUUACAAACAGUUCACAGAUCCUCUUUUGAGGAAAACUUGCGGUAGCUCUGUCAUUAUCGGGUGAAUUUGACAACGUGUCCCAAAUGAUCUGGAUAUUAAGAUGAUGUUUAAAUCUGCAUGUAUUCUUUUCAUUGGUGUCUCUGAUACCCUCAGAAUAAAGGAAAAAUCAUUAACAGUAUUUUAGAAAUGCCCGGAAUGACCGAUGAUUGCAGGGAAACUCGCAACAAAGAAGGAAAUUCUUUCUGGAAACAUCAAAUCUGAAUUGUCUGUUUUCUUUCGAGAGAUUAAAAUAUGAAUUGCAUUAUA
This is a messenger RNA of Aplysia californica (California sea hare), 651 nucleotides long. RefSeq lists its product as uncharacterized. NCBI's taxonomy places the organism in Eukaryota, Metazoa, Mollusca, Gastropoda, Aplysiida, Aplysiidae. The transcript has 3 exons. Bases 65 to 409 code for a protein of 114 amino acids. The record is from RefSeq and is a predicted model, not a curated record.